Daldinia caldariorum is the source of this 1294-nucleotide messenger RNA. RefSeq lists its product as uncharacterized. Lineage: Eukaryota; Fungi; Ascomycota; Sordariomycetes; Xylariales; Hypoxylaceae. The coding region runs from base 76 to 987 and encodes 303 amino acids. Gene Ontology annotation, cellular component: ascospore wall; prospore membrane; lipid droplet. The record is from RefSeq and is a predicted model, not a curated record. The transcript has 3 exons.
AUUAUCAAACUCCAAGUAGGUAGAGUUGAUUAUUCUUUUUCCAAUUCAUCUUUCAAUCCUACGACCUAUGUUGACAUGGAGGCCCAAAAUCGCUUCCACCAAGCCCUGCAACCGCUGAAACGGCUUUCUUCUUAUAUCUCGAGAGGGUUAAUUGCAGCCUCAUAUCCUCUUCAAGGUAUAUACUACUUCUUACGUCAUCCGGCAUAUUAUCCUCUGUUUCUCGGUCGACUGCUCCCUCUUUCUAUCAUAUCGUUCCUGGUAUACACAAUUCUCUUUAUGUUUGCAUUUUUGCCCCAGUAUGCAUUUUUAGCCAUUUUCCACGGUUGGGGCGCGUGGAUCAACGCCGUGGUGUUGGUGCUAGGUGAGGGCCUAGUUAUCAUCCAAGGGUUGUUUGAGGGCUUCUUCGUGGAUGAAUGUCGCGUAGAUGUUUUUGACGCAACUCUCAUUGAUCAAGGUCUGGAGCAUCUCGUUGUGCCGCAUCGAUUACUAUUCCCAGACGCCCCCAACUCCGUCAAGAAACUAGGAAAGCCAACCAGCGCCGCUGUUUACCAACCAUGGAGUUUAAUCCAGAUCGUCGAGUUAAUUGUGUUCCUACCUCUCAACCUUAUCCCCAAGGUCGGUGUCCCAGCUUUCAUCAUAAUUACGGGCGCCCGACUGGGAACAUUUGCGCAUUACAGGUGGUUUGAAUUGAGGGGCUUAACGAAGAAGGAGCGUAAGCAAGAGAUUAGGAGUAGAAUGUGGGAGUACACGUGGUUCGGCACCGUGGCCAUGAUACUUGAGCUCAUACCCAUUCUAUCUUUCUUCUUCCUUCUUACUUCAACAACGGGCGCUGCCCUCUGGGCUGCGAAACUCGAGCGGCAAGCAAGAGGAGAAUUGCAUUCCUCUGGCCCUACUAUUACUCCCGCUUCUGCUCCGGCGCAGCAGGGAGACCCGCACGAGCAUGGUCCCGACGAGCCUCCUCCGCCCUAUGUGGAUAACCCUGUAUAAUUAAUUAUGUGCGGUCGGUGCAGAUUGUCUAAUGAUGAAUUUUAUGAACAACUACGAACUUAGCCUUGCUUUUUUCGGCGUUGGUACCUAAUUACAGUUGAGAUAUAAUAAGUAUUAAGUAUAACCUAUACUGAAGGUCUCACAGAUGCACAUGACUUACUAAAAUCGUUACGUCUAUUGAACUGUUCAAUGGGGGAUAAUGGGGGGUCUAUUCUAAAAAGUGUUACUCCUCUUUAGCUGCUACUAGGUACCGAGGUAGCUAUCAGGUUAAUUUCAAGCAGUCUUGACUCUGACGCACACAUUUAUG